Molecule: messenger RNA, 2790 nt
Organism: Mizuhopecten yessoensis (Yesso scallop)
Lineage: Eukaryota; Metazoa; Mollusca; Bivalvia; Pectinida; Pectinidae
Product: neuromedin-U receptor 2-like
Exons: 5
Coding region: 952-2061 (369 amino acids)
Biological process (GO): G protein-coupled receptor signaling pathway
Cellular component (GO): plasma membrane
Molecular function (GO): G protein-coupled receptor activity
Source: RefSeq, a predicted model, not a curated record
UGUAUAUAUAUACCAGCGGAGUAUUCAUUGGAAUACAUAACCACCUUCACAAGCAUCAUAUAGCAUAUGGACAUCGAGUCCAAUCCUGGCCCGGGGCGUGGAGAGCUUUCAAUAUUUCACCUUAAUAUACGAAGUGUUAGGAAUAAAUUAGACUACAUAGAGGAUAUAUCUGUAACUGAAUCUACAACAACUGAAGAGGGAAAGCGUUUUAGAGUUCCACAAUUUCAGGACGCCAUGACAACGAACCCGAAUGGAAAUAUCGUCUACACCGCGACAUACAUGGGAUUCGUGAUGUCAAAUUAAGGUUCCACGUGUGAGGCUGAGCUCAUAUUCUGUUGCAUUAUUCUUUGGACACGACGACGCUAUCUUACAGAUUGAUUGCUUCCAACAAUAGAGUGACGUCAUUAAGAAGUUUACGGAACGACAGGUUUCCUUCAAUGCUACCGUCGCCUGACGCAUCAAUAUUGAUAGCGGCCACGCCCACCAACAAGACAAUUACGGACUGAUUUGAUGGUGAUGCAGUAAAACGCUAAUACUUCUCUUAUUUUCAAGGAGAGUCUUAUUGCAAAUUCCUGUUCAAUAUAACAACUUCAACUAUAUAUCAGCGUUUGGACCGAAUGAAGGAAUUACUUAACCCAGGAAUAUUCAAACAUUUAAAAUCUGUAAUUGACAACGCGAUCAGUGUCACGACGUCAGUUCUCCAAAUACCAAUCAGAGUUCGUUCUUAAAGGUGAAUAGUCGAACAUAAAUAACUAUUCUACAACAAUUAGUAAAUCCGUACUAUAAAUAUUUAACAUAUCAUAACAAACUUGUAAGAGUCGGCGUGACCAACACAUUCUAAAUUCAGGAGGUCCCAUAACACGAAAACGUCAGCAAUAUUUUGAUUAUAAAAAUAGUACACCAAUACCAAAACCAUAACAGAUUCGCAGAAUUUAAGUCCGAAAACCCAAAAUGAACAGAUCAGCUAACGAUAUUGUAAAUAAUACAAUGAUAGAAGCAGACUCAAUUCAAAUAAACAGCCUCUUUCCAAUACUUUUUCAAACGAACGAUCCCUACGUCAUAACCCUACACAAAUACAUAAUGCCGAUUUUAGCAGGCUUUGUCUUCAUCUGCAAUUCUUUGACCAUUGCAGUUUUCUGGAAAAUUAAAUUGAGAAACCCCACCCACAUGUUACUGCUUAGUAUCUGUUUGUGUGAUAUGCUCGGUUCCUUUUCGUUCGGGGUUAUCGACGUCUAUGUGUUUUAUUUCGAAGACCACCGUGAUUAUCUCCCUUAUAGAAUAUGUGAACUCUAUACAUUCUUGUAUAAUUUUUUACCAGUGUUUUUUCAUUACUCUUCGACUUAUUUAACCGUUGGACUGGCUAUUGAACGGUAUAUAUGCGUCGUGUAUCCGUUUCGAGCUAAACUGAUAUGCUCUAAAAAGCAUACGUUGAUAUUCAUCCUAUUUUCUGUUCUUUGUUCAGGUGUGUAUCUUACAUUUCAAAUUUAUUCACAUACGUACUAUGCUAACGAAACUAGUUCGUUCUAUCUUACAAACGUAACAGUACAGGCUUGUAGUAUCGAAGUGUCAAACUUCACGUUAUGGUACCUACAUCCGAUUCUCUUUAUACUUCUCCCUCUAGUUAUUCUAAUUUGUAUCGAACCGGCCAUUCUUAAAACAUUAAAAAGGUCCAACUCCUUGAGGACCGCGUCAUCACUCUCUGUGCACAAAUCAUCCCGAAAUCUCUCGGUGAUCACCAUUUGGGUGGUCUCUAUUUUUAUCGUUUGCGAAGUGCCCAUCUUGUUUUACGUCAGCGCUACGUUUGUUUGCCUUGAAUUAGGGUUAUGUUCAUUCUUGCUGACGUCAUCGUGGAUGAUUUACACACAUUACACGGUAACCAUUACUGCCGUUGGUCAACUGUUUAAUUUCAUCAUUUAUAUAACAUGCAAUAGACGCUUCAGACGAGCAUUCGGGAAAACAUUGACAGGUCGCCGAUACCUACUGCAGAGACGUUUCACAGCGGAAAGUUUCUUUCGCGAGACACAACUGUUACGUUCAAGUCGCAGCACUUCUCUUCGAUAAUUUUGUGGUAGAAUAUAUGACUCAUGUGUCACCAGACAAUACUCUUUUAUAUGUUUGCAUUUAUUUAUUACUUUAAAACCAGACGACAUACUUGAUUUUAGUCUCGUUCAACCAGGCGUUUGUUGUCUGCGCAAGUUACUCCGAACAGAGACAAGUGAUAAAGCGUCUGGUUGAACGAGACUAUACUUGAUUUGGUUUCAGGCGCAAUAUCAACCGCUGAACGGAUCUAAAUCCGGAUAGUUUUACGGGCUUUGAUGUCAUGGGUUAUGAUGGUGAGGUCAAAAAUCUAUCGUAUUCUCAACAAGUAUAUAAAACUGUAUUUUAAGUGAUGAACAUGUUAAAAUAGAGAAAAAAUAACUAAGCAAACAAAUAUACGAAAUAAAUGUUAUUUGUGUGUUUUACGUUCUUGCCGGAAGUUGUAAAAUUCAAGCAGAAUAAAGAAACGAAACGAUAUGGACAAAUUCUUUAAAUUCUAAACAUUUGUGAGAACAGAAUCUGAUUUUGGCAAGUUCAACAGUUCAUGUCUGCUACACUAUUGGGCGCUGAAUUUGUUUGUGUACAUGUAACGUGUAUUAUUGCACCAUAUUUUUCCGUCAUUUUUAUUGUGUCUAUACUUGGUAAAUGUUAGGUGGCUUUUUUAAAAUGAUCUGGCUUUUGUAAUAUUUUCUGUCUAUUAGAACACGAGUAAUAAGCGUGUUCUACCGGACAAGUGAAAUAAAAAUAGUAAGA